AUGGCAGGCGGUGCGAAAGUGGUCGUGGAACCUCAUCGUCAUGCCGGUAUCUUUAUCGCCCGAGGCAAAGAAGACGCUUUGGUGACACUGAACUCGACGCCGGGCAAGUCUGUAUAUGGUGAGAAGCGCAUCUCGGUGGAUGUUCCUUCGGCUUCAGGCGAAGGCACUGAGAAGGUCGAGUAUCGUGUGUGGAACCCGUUCCGCUCAAAGGUUGCAGCAGCUAUCUUAGGUGGUGUCGACAACAUCUGGAUCGUCCCUGGCGCCAAAGUGCUGUACCUCGGUGGUGCUUCCGGCACGACUGUGUCCCACGUCUCUGACAUUGUCGGACCUUCCGGUGCUGUGUACGCUGUCGAGUUUUCGCACCGUGUUGGCCGUGACCUAAUCAACAUGGCCAAGUCCCGCACUAAUGUCGUGCCGAUUAUUGAAGACGCUCGUCAUCCACUGAAGUACCGAAUGCUCGUGCCCAUGGUGGAUGUGAUUUUCGCUGACGUUGCCCAGCCGGACCAAGCGCGUAUCGUUGCCAUCAAUGCAUCGCACUUUCUGAAGAACGGAGGCCACUUUGUGAUCUCGAUCAAGGCUAGCUGCAUUGACUCGACGGCCCCUCCUGAAGCUGUGUUUGCCCGUGAGGUCAAGAAGCUCCAGCAAGAGCAAUUCAAGCCAGCGGAGCAGCUCACUCUGGAGCCGUACGAGCGGGACCACGCUGUGGUUGUAGGCUCUUACCGCGUGCCGAAGAAAGAGAAGAAGUAG
Molecule: messenger RNA, 747 nt
Organism: Hyaloperonospora brassicae
Lineage: Eukaryota; Oomycota; Peronosporomycetes; Peronosporales; Peronosporaceae
Source: the annotation of a GenBank genome assembly